AUGGCCGCAAAAUCACACACGAUUCUGCCCACCGCAGAGAGGGCAGGCUAUUACCAGAAGCCGCACAAGCCAAACUACAAGAAACUUGCUGCGGGCAUCGCACUGGUCAUUGCGACAAUCGGCUUGCUCUAUAGGCCGGCAGUCCAUCACUAUGAACGCAUUUAUCAACAAGCCAGCUCCAAGACGCACUCAGUCGAGGAGAGAGCGCGCAACAUCUUGUCAACUACUCCUCUAAUUGAUGGUCACGUCGACUUUCCUAUUGCUGUGCGCGGCUAUUAUGGCAAUCAUCUAGAUGGAGAUUCGUUCUCUGGCCCCUUUGAAGAUGGAACGCUCAAGGGUCACGUCGAUCUCGCUCGAUUAAGAGCUGGUCGUUCCGGAGGUGCUUUCUGGAGUGUCUUCGCACCCUGCCCGAAGAACGGCACAGACUUUUCGGAUGCCAAUUAUGCUGAUAGCCUCCAAUUCACGCUGCAGGAGAUUGACAUCAUGAAGAGGGUGUUUGCCGCUUAUCCUAAUGACUUUGCCCCUGAUGUCGACGGCUCCGAUGCGAUUAGUGCAUUCCGGGCUGGAAAGCUGGUUUCCCCCUUGGGUGUUGAGGGUCUUCACCAGAUUGCCAACCUGGCUGGCAACCUACGCCUGUUUCGCGAUCUCGGUGUGAGAUAUGCGACAUUGACUCACAACUGCCACAACAAGUUUGCAGACGCCGCCCUGUUAGAGAGUCCGUUGAGGGCAGCCCCGCCGGCUUGGAACGGCCUCAGCGAUGAUGGACGCCAGUUGGUUCACGAAAUGAACCGCAUUGGUAUGAUUGUCGAUCUCUCUCACGUCAGUGAAAAUACAAUGGUGGAUGUCCUUGGCGGGAAGUCAUGGGAAGGCUCUAAGGCACCCGUCAUCUUCUCACACAGCUCAGUCCACAACAUCUGCCCCCACCCGCGCAACGUCAAAGACCAUGUCCUACAGCUGGUUAAGAAGACCAACUCUGUGGUCAUGGUCAACAUUGCUCCGUCGUUCAUCUCGUGUGUCGAAAGUGACAACGAGUACGGCCUUCCUGCCGACGACCCUGACAAAGCCACCUUGGAAAAGGUCGCUGAUCACAUUACGUACAUUGGAAACCUCAUCGGCUAUGAUUACGUCGGCAUUGGCACCGAUUUUGAUGGUAUAGGAUCUGUCCCCAAGGGCCUCGAAGAUGUCUCCAAGUAUCCCGACCUGAUCGCCGAACUGUUGCGACGAGGAGUCAGCGACGUAGACGCCGCAAAAAUUGUGGGAGGCAAUGUCAUUAGGGUCUGGAAAGAGGUGGACGUUGUUUCCGCUCAACUAAAGGCCAACGGCGCGCCCAUCAUGGAAGACAAACUGUAA
Messenger RNA from Trichoderma aggressivum f. europaeum, 1350 nucleotides. RefSeq lists its product as uncharacterized. The record is from RefSeq and is a predicted model, not a curated record. The transcript has 4 exons. Gene Ontology annotation, biological process: proteolysis. The coding region runs from base 1 to 1350 and encodes 449 amino acids. Gene Ontology annotation, molecular function: metallodipeptidase activity. NCBI's taxonomy places the organism in Eukaryota, Fungi, Ascomycota, Sordariomycetes, Hypocreales, Hypocreaceae.